Molecule: messenger RNA, 669 nt
Organism: Camelina sativa (false flax)
Lineage: Eukaryota; Viridiplantae; Streptophyta; Magnoliopsida; Brassicales; Brassicaceae
Source: RefSeq, a predicted model, not a curated record
AUGGCUGUCACUGCAGAAGCUGCUGACACCACUCAAGGUCUUCUCAACAUCAACAUCAUGAAUAUUACCAAGCUCACCUCUACGAACUACAUGACCUGGAGUCUACAAGUCCAUUCCCUUCUUGAUGGAUACGAGCUCGUUGGAUAUGUUGACGGAUCCUAUGUUCCACCAGAUCAGAUGCUCACCAAUACCGACCCACCAACAAAUCCGGCGUACAAGAUGUGGAAAAGACAAGAUAAACUCAUCUACAGUGGUCUUCUUGGUACUCUUUCUCCAACUUUGCAACCGCUUGUGUCCAAAACCAAAUCCUCUUCAGAAAUAUGGAAAACGAUCUCCACAACCUAUGCAAAUCCCAUCUGGGGACAUAUUCAGCAACUCCGCACUCUUACCACUCGAUUCGAUCAGUUGUCUCUUCUUGGCAAACCUCUUGCGCAUGAAGAACAACUUGAGUUCAUCUUUGGUGGUCUCCCUGAAGACUUCAAAUCUGUUAUUGACCAAGUGGAAGGUCGCAAGACACCACCAUCUUUUCUUGAAGUUCAUGAAAAGCUCAUCAACAAGGAAGCCAAGCUCAUGGCCGUCGCCCACUUUAACACAACUACGGAACCAACCUCUGCUCAUGUUGCCACUACUCGUCCUGGCAAUCCUGGAAAACAGUUUCCUCGCCAAUAG